Solea senegalensis (Senegalese sole) is the source of this 2038-nucleotide messenger RNA. It is a transcript of the gene brd7, whose product is annotated as bromodomain containing 7. The record is from RefSeq and is a predicted model, not a curated record. Gene Ontology annotation, cellular component: nucleus. NCBI's taxonomy places the organism in Eukaryota, Metazoa, Chordata, Actinopteri, Pleuronectiformes, Soleidae. The transcript has 17 exons. Gene Ontology annotation, biological process: regulation of transcription by RNA polymerase II. The coding region runs from base 78 to 1928 and encodes 616 amino acids.
CAGCGCAGCUUCCCUCGCAGUUCUUCCAACACCAGCGAGAUCCGACAGUAGCUAAUGCUUUGGUAAAUAUACAAACAAUGGGCAAGAAACACAAAAAGCACAAGUCCGAAAAACACGGAUAUGAAGAGUAUGGAGAGAGACCACUAAAGCUGGUGUUAAAAGUGUCUGGAAAUGAAGUGACGGCUGGAAGCUCAAGUCUGGAUACGUUUUACGAUGAGCAGCCGGGGGACCAUGACAAACCCAAAGACAAGAAGAAGAAAAAGAAGAAAGAUAAAGAGAAGAGCUUUGGGUCACCAGAGGAUGACAGAGGAAAGAAAAAGAUAACAAAAAAGAAGAAAGGACAAGAUGCAGAUGGAGAUGAUGACAAGGACCAAUGCAGAACUCCAAUCCGCUCAGAGCUGGAUAAACUGGAGGAGAAAGAACAGACUCCUCUUCAGGAAGCUUUGAACCAGCUCAUCAGGCAGCUUCAAAGGAAAGACCCAAGUGCGUUCUUCUCAUUUCCAGUGACAGACCUGAUUGCUCCAGGCUAUUCCUCAAUUAUCAAGCGUCCUAUGGACUUCAGUACAAUGAAAGACAAAGUAAAGAAAGAGUGCUACCAUUCUCUGGAUGAACUCAAGGUGGAUUUCAGGAUCAUGUGUGAAAAUGCCAUGAUUUACAACAAACCUGAGACAAUCUACCAUAAAGCUGCUCGCAAACUGUUACACUCUGGAAUGAAGAUCUUGAGUCAGGAGAGGCUGGAGAGCCUGAAGCAGAGCAUUGCAUUCAUGUCUGGCAUAGAUCCUUCUGCCAAACAACCAGGGAAGUCUGAGGAACAAGUAGGCACCAGCCUGGACCAGACCAGAGAGGGAUCCAUGGCAACAGACAGCGAGAGAUCGCAAACGCCUAGCACACCCAGACAGGACAAGGACUCCAAAGACGAAGCAGCAAAGGCAGAGAAAGAGUUGGAGGAAAUCCGCAAGGUCAUUCGGGAGUCUGGAGGAAAGCUGUCCAACAGAUUGCUGCAGUGUGAAUUGGAGUUUGCGAGGCAGAAGACUGAUGGUUCCACCACUUUGGCUAUCCUCAACCCAGCAGAUCCGUCCGUAGGAGAAGUUGGUUACUGUCCUGUGAAACUUGGUAUGAUGUCCACACGGCUGCAGAGCGGUGUGAACACCUUGCAGAUGUUCAGGGAGGACAAGAGGAACAGGAUUACUCCAGUGACUUACAUGAACUACGGGCCUUUUACCUCCUACGCGCCCACGUACGACUCAAGCUUCUCGAACGUCAGCAAGGACGAGUCUGACCUCAUCUACUCGCUCUACGGAGAGGAGUCCAGUCUGCAAGGCUCAGACAGCUUGUCAGACUUCCUGACCAAAUCGGACGAGUACGUGUACAAAAUGGCCGAUAAUCUUCUGGAUGCUAUGACAAACGGAGAACAUUCAAAAACCCUGGUGGAGCCAAAGCCAGUGCUGCAGCCAGAGAGUGCGCAGGAAAACAAGCAUGACAGCGAGGUCUCUGAACCCGAAGCUCCAAGUGGCAGCAGGCUUGACUCCCUGUGCUCUACUGAAGGCCUGCAGAUGGUCGAGCAGCUCUCUGGGGAAGCCAUGCACUUCCAGCAGAAAUUGGACGAGACAACAAAGCUGCUGCUCAAGUUGCAGGAAGCACAGAAAGAGCGACUGAGCGCCAAGCAGCCGCCGAACAUGAUCUACGUACUGGCACCGACUGCCAAGGAACUGGAGCUGUCUGAGAGGGUGACGGCGAAUCUGGCCAAGCUCACCGGUCAAGUGGCUCCAUGCGACGUCAGCAGCGUCUAUGGCAUCAGAAAGGCCAUGGGCAUCGCUGCACCUCCGGUGCUUUCUGAGCCCUUCACAGACCUCACUACAGUGGAGGAGACGCCUGAACCGAUGGACACCACCUGUCAGGAUGUGGUUCAGGUCAUGGCUGUAAAAUAGAACUUAAGCCUCCUUCAUUAAGUUUAGUAACUUAAGCUUUGUAUUAGAAAUUUGCUCUUUGUGACGUUUGUAUGCAUUUCACUUAAUAAACUUGUUUUUUUAUGACAAAA